Molecule: messenger RNA, 999 nt
Organism: Candida dubliniensis CD36
Lineage: Eukaryota; Fungi; Ascomycota; Pichiomycetes; Serinales; Debaryomycetaceae
Gene: SEC20
Product: Sec20p
Exons: 1
Coding region: 1-999 (332 amino acids)
Biological process (GO): retrograde vesicle-mediated transport, Golgi to endoplasmic reticulum
Cellular component (GO): endoplasmic reticulum; SNARE complex
Molecular function (GO): SNAP receptor activity
Source: RefSeq, a predicted model, not a curated record
AUGUCAGCAGUAUACUAUAAAAAGCUAGAUACAGUACAAUUCCAAAUUUAUGAUUUGUUCAAUUCCUUGAUUCAAUUAUCCAAUUCUGAAGAUGAAUCUGUCUACAAGGCGAGCUUCGACGACACAGUGCAAGAGAUUGAUCUGUUAUUGAUUGCUUUCAAAGACCUUCUUAGACUUUUACGACCCAAAGAUAAAUCCAAUAAAUUGAAUACAUAUGAAUUGAAAUUUCAUUCUUUGAAACAGAAAUUGCGUGAGUUGCAAGUAUUUAUUAAUGAUCAACAACAGGACAAGUUGCAUGAAUAUAGGGUGAAACAUUUCCGCCUACAAGAUCUGCCAGUGGAUACCCUAAACAACGAAUCUGCUCGAGACCAAUUAUUUGCUAGUCGCUCCAUUAAGAAAACUCAGAAAGAAACGGAGGCCUCUAUUAACCAACAAAUUGUCAAUCAAAAUAAGCUGAUUACGAAAUCCUUGCAAGCAUCAAGACAAUUGUUAUCAGCAGGUAUAUUGCAGAGUGAAUUAAACAUUGAGAACAUAGAUCAGCAAACCAAGGAUUUAUAUAAGUUGAAUGAAGGGUUUAUCCAAUUUAAUGAUUUGUUGAAUAGAUCAAAGAAAAUUGUCAAGUUUAUUGAAAAGCAGGAUAAAGCCGAUCGUCAGCGUAUAUAUUUGAGUAUGGGAUUUUUCAUACUUUGUUGUUCAUGGGUGGUUUAUAGAAGAAUUUUAAGGCGACCACUAAAAAUAUUCUUGUGGUCUUUUUUCAAGAUAUUCAAUAUCUUCAACUGGUUGCUUGGAGGAGGUAGAAGUAAGGGGUUGUCUGCUACUGGUGUGCUAGUUUCAUCCGUGAUUGCUGCUACUACGGAAAUUGACGAGUAUGAGACAACGAAAACAUUUUUGGAGACUUUUUCGGGCAUGGAAGACUCUAAUACAGCCAUUGAUACGCUUACAAUGGUAGUGGAAUCUCUUACGACGUCUUCAAUGGAACGUAUUGUAGAUGAACUAUAA